Molecule: messenger RNA, 4954 nt
Organism: Ochlerotatus camptorhynchus
Lineage: Eukaryota; Metazoa; Arthropoda; Insecta; Diptera; Culicidae
Exons: 2
Coding region: 494-4936 (1480 amino acids)
Molecular function (GO): protein binding
Source: RefSeq, a predicted model, not a curated record
UUUCUUAAUGUGGCCAAGCUGCCCCACUUUCCCCUAGUCCACGGAAAUGAUAAUAUUCAAAUCAGAAUGAAGAGUAACGUCUGUUUGUCUGUGGCUCUAGUGUCCAUUCUAUAAACUGCCUUUAUUAGCUGAACAGUCCCAUAUCCUUCGAAAUUCGCUAACUUUAUGCGUUGCAUGGGAGCGCAACAUUGCUUAAUUUUUCUCACAACCAACAAAACCAUUCAGCUGUAAAUCCAUUCACCCUAUCUAUACAUACCGGUUUAUGCAGUACGACGAUGCACGAUGGAUGUAGCGAGCAAAACAGAAUGAAUGAAAAACAACUCCACGCGGUAUUCAAUGCAUUGGGCAAGGGUAUUCCCCCAUCCGUCCCCCGGCUCGCCAUUCAAACGUCGCCCCCCAGCGUCGUGCAUUAGUUUAUGACUCACCCACCAAUCUAUAUCAAUCAGCGUCGAUGGCAUUCGCUCAGUUCAAGUUCACGCUUUGAGCCGUCAAGAUGUCCAUUGAAUUUUACGAAACAGAACUACACCGGACGGUUCGGCAGGCGCUCUCAAACGGAGGGAAUCAAUCCAUUAUUGACACCGUCAUCGAUCGGAUACGAUCCGACAGAGACGACUGCCUGUUCCAGAACUCGGAUGGCUUGACACCAAGCGAGCUGGCACUAUCAUUGAACCCGGAAGGACCGUUGUUCGUCGAAAUGAUACGAACGGAAUGUGAGGAUCUUUCGACGGUGGAAGGAUUUCGAAGGAUUCUUGUGAGGGGAAAUCUUCGCUUGGUUCAAACUUUCUCAGAAAUCAUUGAAAGCCGCUAUGGUUGGAAGGAAAUGCAGUUGGGAUUGACGCAAGCGUUCGCCGAACUCCGUACCCGUAACGUUUGUAUGUCACCGGAAAUCGACGAUUGGGCGCAAUAUUUGCUCGUCGAAGCUGACUAUCAACGCUGUUCGAGUGCGGAAGAUAACAGAAUGGCCUUGGAGAAGGAGAGAGAGGGAAGGCUGCGUCAUCUGUUGGAGUGCAUCGAGUUCUUGGAAGCGCAUCACUGCGGCGGUUGUAGUUUCGACGACAUAGAUGAGCGAUUUUUGCUUUACGUUAGGCAAAUAUUGGAACAUGUGUUCUUUCUGAAAAAUUGGUUGAAAGACCUGCCAUUGAUGCAGCUGCAGUUCUGUUUGGUAGUUUUCUUAAGAACGGUGACGGGAAGCAGAAACGAGAAAGUCGAUAUAUUCGGAUUCAUGAUCGACAAAGAAGCUGUUAUCAACUUCCUAGGGUCGUUCAGGAAAGUAUUCAUCGAGUACUGGGAUGUGAAACGGUUAACUGCUCAAGCGAUGUUUGAAGGCCUUAAGACACAUACCACCGGACCUGGUCAGUCCAAGAUAUUCACUUCAGUUCGACAGAAAAUUGCAAAUCACUCUGCACUACAGCGAUUGCGAUCGUUUGAAAAGUUUGAACAACUCGACCCCGCUCAGAUCACUGAACUCGACGAAAUUUGUGACACAUUUCGGAAACGCUGGAUUACCUCAACCCAUAGAAAGCACUUCAAAUCCCUCCUGAAGACCUACUAUACAGCAAAGCAGUUCUACUCGGUCGGUAAGGUCAUCUCAAGCAUUCAAACCAUUCAGAACCUCACCCUGGUCGACCCAUCUUCGUUACCCACAUCGAUCGCAGCUUUGAAACGUGCCCUCCAGUCCAUCGGUGAAGCGAUCAAAUCUUCAAAGCAGACACCGAACAUCACCAAAAAGCUGGACACCAUUCUGUGCAUGUUUCCGGCGCAAUCCUUCGUCGCAUUGGCGAAAGAACUACGACAGUUCUUCAGCCAUGACUAUUCACUGGCCAAGGAUCGUCUAGAUCGAGACUGCCCACUGGAGCUAUUCCGAUCGACGCUCGGCACUCUCAAAGCCAGCCUUCGAUGGCUGUCGUAUGUAUCAUUUCUCCAGAAUACUCACGUCUUCCGUCAAUACCUGGGUCGGUUGCUCAGGAUGCAAAGUCUCGAUCAGAUGCGAUCGUAUGUGAAAUUUAUCGGGAUGGAGUUUAAGUCCCAGCUGAUUUCACGUUUUGAACCCAGCGAUUCGAACGACGCGGUAGUCUUGGUUGAACAUCUGAUCGAGCGGUCCCACGAUGGAGACGAGAAAUUGGAAUUGGGAAAAGUUCUUCACGUGCUCACAAUUUACAGGAAUUCCAUUCGAAAUGACGUGGCGACGAUCGGGCAUACCAUCGAUCAGUUUUUCUUUUUGGAAAUGUACAUCCAACAGGAUGCGGCUGCCAUCGAGAGAGUUCGAACCCUGUUGCGAUGUAUGCUACAAGAGACUGCUCGAGCUCAACGGUAUGCAAGCGUAGAUAAAGCGUCCACCAUGGUAUCGGCUGACGCGAUCGCGCGACUUAUAAUACGCGAGACCGAUCAACAGAAGAAAAUUCUUCUCGAAGAGCUAUGGAAGCGACUGGUCAGGCAGAAUACGACGGCUAUAGAAUCGUUAAAGCAUCAGACAGUUGUUCCAGCCGAUCAAUGCUUGGAGGAGACGAUCAGCACAUUGAGUGACUUGGGUGUAGCAAUUGGCGACGAAGAAUUCGUUCGAAUGGUGAAUAAUAGGCUGAAGAAGAAGUACUACCAGAAUCUGUUCGAUCUCAACAACAAGUAUCACGUACUGAAUGAGGUGAUCAAGGAUCGACGAGUUGGAACCGGCUUGAAACAGCUCAAAACUAGACUUAAAGAGUUGAGAUUGCUUGAUGAAGGUCGAUUUCAGCAGAAAUUUGAUUCAAUAAUCGAUUCAAUACGGAAGAUCAUCGUUAAGCAUGGAAGACCAGAAGAAUUGAUAUCGAUACAGCUAACCCCAGAUGAUCGCUUUGCUUUGGAAUAUCAUCUGCUGGAAGCCUGUGAGAUCCUCUGUAGCUUAGGCAUUUUCAAAGACAACUUGCAUUCGCUGAAAGGACUGAUUCCGGUGAUCACAGGUCGCAAUCUUAGGAACUACCUUGCUCACGAUCGCUUAGCGUACGAAGUCCUGACGGGGACGUCAUCGGCGAUCGAAUAUUCUGCUCUAUACCUGAUUCGUCACCCAAUUAAACUAUACCACAAGUCAACUAUUCCAACGAAGAUCACCGAUGAUAAGUUCGACCACUUCUUCAAUCAUAAAUUGAAAUGGAUUAACAUACAACAGGAAUACUUCACAGCCGCUGAGAGCUUCGAUAUCGAGUCCCUGAGACGGUUAGCCCGGGUCGACAACAUCCACAUUUUCGAACGUAACCAACUGGACAACGACCUUCUUACGAUCGCUCUGAACGGUCAACCGCGCACAUUCAUCGAGCAUCUACGAAAUUCGUCAUUCGAACUGAACUUGUUCCUAUUGCUGUUGAGCCUUCCCAUCGAUUGUAAACUGCGAAGAAUGAUCCGCCAACUUCUAAAUGAUCCACACAUGUUUUGUUUCACCGUAUCCAUCCGUUUCGAAUUGAUCGAACAAUUGCAAUCCAAUCCAAACGCCAAAAGAAGUCUUCACAAGCAAGAAGUCGAACGGAUACUGAGAAGCUACUCGAUCGCAUCCAUUCAAAAAGUUACAGAGUUUCUAUCGAUCGAACAAUUCCUCGUGGAUUCCAGAUUUCGCAACACGAUACUCCACUGGAUGGUCUUACGUGGUGAUCUAGAAGCGGUACGCUUCUUCCUUGCUAGACGCCGAACCAUGAUCAAUAACGUGAAUGUCUUCGGGGAAACCCCACUGGCCCUUGCCGUUCGGUACGGAUAUUCAGAUAUCGUUCGUUUGCUGUUGGAAAACGGAGCCCAUGUCAAUGUGACAAAGUGGAACCCACUAUGGAUCGCAUCCAAGCUUGGUAAUCUAGAGCUGCUUCCCUACCUAAUCGAUGAAAAUACCGACCGAUGCCCCGAACGGAAUAAUCCGCUUGUUGGAUCUUUGCAGAGUAUCGACUUGGAAAUAUUCGUCAAACUGCACGAAGAGUACGGAUUCGGUUACCAAGUCCAAAACCUACUUCACAAAGCUAUUCAGCUUGACCGACCUCGAUUCGUACAGUACAUUCUCGCUUCGGAAGCGGGUAGGGAGUUGGUUCACUCGCUUGAUGAGCUUCAGUUUACUCCACUGAUGACGGCAGCUACCUGUGGUCGGUCGAAACUCUUCAGCGAUCUUCUCCGGAGCGGAGCGAAUCCCAGCUUUGCUAAUGAAAAUGGUUUUACGGCACUACAUUGCGCUGUGUAUAGCGGUAAACGAGUUAUCAUCGAUGUCUUACUGAAAAAUCCGCACGUGGACAUCAACGCGAUCGCAGAUGAUCGAUUUACCGCUCUAAGCAUAGCAAUUGGGCAACACAACGUCCGACAAGUCAAUUACCUUCUGUCAAAGGGAGCCGAAGUGAAAUCCUUUCAAAUUCUACUGGCGGGCUACUACAAGGCCUACGAUAUCGUCCGAAUACUGCUGGAUCGUAACGGUGCGUUGCUGAACGAAGCCCGAGACGUCCACAACAGGACUCUCCUCAUGUACGCCAUUAUCGAUGGAGAUUUAUUCACGGUGGAUUACCUGAUCGCUAAAGGUGCCGAUCUAGGUGCCCGUUCACGCGGUGGAUUCACGGCACUACACACUGCCGUCGGUAGAAAUGCCUUGGAAAUUUGCGAUCACUUGAUCGAGGCCAAUUGCGACAUGGAGAUCACCGACGAGUUCAACCGAACGGCCUUGGUGAUAGCUGUAGAGCAGGAAUUCACUGCCCUGGCUAUAUAUUUGCUCGUACGUGGAGCGAACCCCGAAACCGUGCGCUCGUUCAGAUUUGAUCUUUUCAAAGCAUCUUUUUUACACAAAUUUACCUACGAAAACCGUUUUUUCAUGGUUCAUUUUCUUCUCGAUCGGUUCAGCUUCGAUUGCUCGUUGCUCGAUGACCGCGGUAGAACCGCACUCGAUCUUGCACGGGAACAGGGGAACGACGCCAUAGCUGCCUUACUAUCCGAUGCGGCAGAACGCUAACUCAAAUACCUUCCACCU